Molecule: messenger RNA, 2564 nt
Organism: Exaiptasia diaphana
Lineage: Eukaryota; Metazoa; Cnidaria; Anthozoa; Actiniaria; Aiptasiidae
Product: mdm2-binding protein-like
Exons: 27
Coding region: 10-2499 (829 amino acids)
Biological process (GO): regulation of protein ubiquitination; protein localization to kinetochore; traversing start control point of mitotic cell cycle
Cellular component (GO): kinetochore
Source: RefSeq, a predicted model, not a curated record
CGCGCUAAUAUGGAGACUCAUGUGUUGAUAUUGCUCGGAAAAGGAGUCAAAACAGAAAGUACAACUCAAGAUUAUUGCCAUGGCUUGUAUCAAGGAUWUUCUUUAGUUCUGGAUCAGUUAAAACGAUUAGCUAAAAGAAAUAGUUGCGAAUACUUUACAGAUAGUAGCAACAACGAAGAUCCUGUUGUUGCCUUGCUUCAAAGUAAACAUCACCUGAACUUUGCACUCAGCUGUCCACAUUUUGCUGAGAGCUUAAUUAAGUUUUCAGAGAUUAUAAACACUUCCUCGUGGCUACAGUUUAACAAAGAAAAAAAUGGGGAGAAGGGACAGCUAMUUGAUAAUCUAGAAAAGCUAAAAAUGAUGUUACAGAGAAAAACUUUGCCCAAUAAUAGACUCAAAGAAAUGCAUGAUUCUGUAUCCAAAGAAGAUGAUGACAAUGAUAAUGACAGCUUUGUUGAGCAUUUGCAUCAACUUACUGACCUUCUUCCCAAUAAAGGUGAUGCUGUUGUCCAGAUUUACUGGAUUCUGCCUGAUUGUCAUGAUUUGAAUACCAGCAACACUCUACCAUUGUUUGGAGCYCURAAAAGRUUACAAGAAUGUCACAAUGCACUUCUUGAGAUUGUAUCAAGUGGUCCAGAGAUAAUGAAGGGUAGUUUUCUGGAUAUAUGGAAGAAGUGGUUAGUGUUUACYAUCUGCAAACAAGAUGACUUUAUGUUACCUGAUAUGCCGAUAUGGCAUGGCUCUCUGACUUACAUGGGGAAUGAGGAAAAUAAAUUACUAUCUUUGCCUGGAUUUGCUUUAAUUCAUGAUGUCAAAAACAGGAGGAAAUUGUAUCUUGAAUAUGUUGCAGACAGGGUGGAUUCCCCAAAUAGUCAACCAUCUUUACUUUUAUCUGACAUUCAACUUCUUCACUUUACUCCAAGAAACAGCAUUCCAAUAUUUUUGUUUUUGCCUUUCAAGCUAAGAUUACGUUUACUUUAUGAGAACGAUUUAAACUUGCAACAAUUCCUUCAAGAAUUAAAGCAUGCAUUUGCAAAGGGACUGUGCUUGUUGGCGUGUAUUACAUUAAAACCCAAACCUGAAAAAUYCUGCAAAACUAAUCUUAAAUCUUGGAUGGARUUUGUUAUUUCUUCAACUGAUGAYGAACAACAGCAGGAUUGCAGCAAUUCAUCAAAAAGUGGCUCUGCUAGACGACUGUGCGUGAUUGACAGGGACCACCAAGACGAUGUGUGUAUUUACCCAUUUCGUAAAACUGAGUCGAUCAAUGGAGGGUUAUAUGAACACCUUGAAAAUAUGACCAGAGGAAAACAAAUUAUGGAAAAUUCUCGACAAGGAAACGAGCUUUUCCUUAAGGAUCUGACCGACAACUUCAUCAAAGACCAGAAAGAGGCUGAUUUAAAUUACUUACAGGACGUUCGCGAUCAAAUUGAAAAACUAACAAAUACAAAUGAACCGCUUACAAACAAGAGUUUAUGUGAAAUAAUGAUCUCGRCUGAGAAAAGUUGCCCACCUGAUAAUAGUUCGARUCUUAAUUCACAAAAUAGUUUUCACCUCGACUUAUCAACGACUUCGACGAACGAAAAUUUACGUUGUGGCUCAGAUUUAACAACUUCACCAAGACUAUGGCGCGAAAGACUCUGGUUGAUGCACAAAGACCCAUCUAAACUGCAAGCACGAAGGAAGUCUCUCGCCGUUCCUCUUGAAGACGUGUUUUCUAUUAGUGCUAAGGAUAUUCUWAAACGUUUUCGACGCGAUGGAAGASCAGCAAAAGAUGAUCUAUCUCCUUUACGACCUACAAAUAAAUCAGAGAAUUACAUCAACAUCAAUACAACAGAGGCGACAAUACAAGAAACACAUUACCCUGAAUCGUUGAUGAAAAGAUUUCACGGAGUUGAGUACUGCUUGGAUUCCAGUUCGUCUCUAUCAAAAGAUACUCAGCUCUCUCAAACACAAAACAGCGUUAUAAGGCAGGAAACUUUGUCAUUAAGCAGUGAACUCAUUCCACGAACUUUUCCUAAAAAGACGAAAACUGCAGCUCAGCUGAAGCCGAAGAACAAGGUAUUGGAAAGUGCAGCAAAAAAAGAACCCCGGCAAAGCAGAUCAACCACUAAGAGAAAAUCUCCAUCAUCCAGCCAAACCUCGAAACAAAAACGAAAACGCRCUGAUUCCCCUGCAAGCAAAGAAGAAAACAGUAGUGAACUCACAAAAGCUCAUGAAACACGCAGUCAAAGACACAAGAGGAGGCUUAGACUGGUUGUUGACAAAACUCUUGAYGAAAAUGGAAUCAGSAAAGACAACUGCCUGUACACAUCGUGCUCAGAAAGACUUUACACUCUGAUUAAAAGUUUUCUUAAGGACUUGAAAUCUUCUUACGGACUCAACGAAACUAUGAAAGAACUCGCACGUAGUAAUGUCGAUCAGGUCAUUAACUUUGAGAAGACACGUCUGCGUUUACAAGAAAAAAAGCGCACUAAGUCACGUGACAAAUCUGUGUGCUAGAUCACGUGAUAUUGUAUAUGUACAUAUGUAUAUGAAAUGAUAAUUUAAAUUUAUAUAUCAAUAAA